UGUAAAUAGAGACGCUUCGUGCAGCAGAGCAACAUUCGCGACUUGAUAAGCAUCGGUGACUUAUCGCAUCAGCCAGAAGUUCUUCGGUUUACAGAACAAAACAUCGAGAAACAUGGCCACAUCGACAGAAUGGACUCCUUCUUUGUGGUAUGACACCUUCAAUGAACUGCUGGAUGAUGACAGUGAGCUGGACUAUGGAGACCGGUGGACUCUUAAGGUUAACUACAACAAGACAGAUGAAAUCACUUAUGAGGAGAGGAAGAAAGGCUGGAAGGUCUCCACUCACCAAGCAAACGGAAAAUUUCAGUGUGUAUCCUGCAAAAAGACCUGGGAUUCAGCGCAGGUGAGGUUGGUGUUCCGGUACCGGCUGCUGGGGGGCCAAGGGACAGUGAUUAUGCGUCCUUUUGGUCAGGCCUGUCUUCGCUGUAGAGGUGACAAGUUCAAUCUCCCUGGUUUUGACAAGAAAGAGGUGGAACAAGCCCUCCUCAGGCAGUUUUACAAAAUUCGGAAAAACUGCUACCAUGAGGAGGAUGAGGAGAAGGCUGAAGACAAUGGAAGACCAUCAUCAGAGUCUGAAGCGAAGACCAAACCCCACAAGAACCACCUGUGCCAGGCAUGCCGUGUGGGCCAUUGCUGUGUGGAUGACAAGGAUGAUAACUAGAGUGUGUGUGUGUGUGUGUGUGUGUGUGUGUGUGUGUGUGUGU
Molecule: messenger RNA, 704 nt
Organism: Haplochromis burtoni (Burton's mouthbrooder)
Lineage: Eukaryota; Metazoa; Chordata; Actinopteri; Cichliformes; Cichlidae
Product: receptor-transporting protein 3
Exons: 3
Coding region: 113-661 (182 amino acids)
Biological process (GO): protein targeting to membrane; protein insertion into membrane
Molecular function (GO): olfactory receptor binding
Source: RefSeq, a predicted model, not a curated record